AUGGAGGUGUGGAUGGCAACAACGGGGGGCGACGCCCCCGCUGGCUAUGGCAAACUGAUCGUCCUACUCAAUCUUGCAACACAAAAUGGCGCAUGGGUGGCGGAGCGACACAGAGACAGUGGCACAGAGACAGAGCGGCACAGAGACAGAGCGGCACAAAGACAGAGCGGCACAGAGACAGAGCGACACUGUGACAGAGCGGCACAGAGACAGAGCGGCACAGAGACAGAGCGGCACAGAGACAGAGCAACACAGAGACAGAGCAGCACAGAUGCACAGAGACAGAGCGACACAGAAACAGAGCGGCACAAAGACAGAGCGGCACAAAGACAGAGCGGCACAGAGACAGAGCAACACAGAGACAGAGCAACACAGAGACAGAGCAACACAGAGACAGAGCAGCACAGAUGCACAGAGACAGAGCGACACAGAAACAGAGCGGCACAAAGACAGAGCGGCACAAAGACAGAGCGACACAGAGACAGAGCGACACAGAAACAGAGCGACACAAAGACAGAGCGGCACAGAGACAGAGCAACACAGAGACAGAGCGGCACAGAGACAGAACAACACAGAGACAGAGCGGCACAGAGACAGAGCGGCACAGAGACAGAGCAACACAGAGACAGAGCAACACAGAGACAGAGCAACACAGAGACAGAGCAGCACAGAUGCACAGAGACAGAGCGACACAGAAACAGAGCGACACAGAAACAGAGCGGCACAGAGACAGAGCGGUACAGAGAAAGCGGCACAGAGACAGAGACAGAGCGACACAGAGAGCGCGAGCAGCACAGAGACAGAGAGUACGAAAGCGGCACAGAGACAGAGCGACACAGAGGCGAGCAGCACAGACAGAGCGGCACAGAGACAGAGCGGUACAGAGAAAGCGGCACAGAGACAGAGCGACACAGAGAGAGCAGCACAGAGAUUGAGCGGUACAGAGAAAGCGGCACAGAGACAGAGCAGCACAGAGACAGACCGGCACAGAGACAGACCGGCACAGAGACAGAGCGGUACAGAGAAAGCGGCACAGAGACAGAGCAGCACAGAGACAGAGCGACACAGAGACAGAGCGGCACAGAGACAGAGCGGUACAGAGAAAGCGGCACAGAGACAGAGCAGCACAGAGACAGAGCGGCACAGAGACAGAGAGACAGAGAAAGCGCACACAGAGACAGAGCGGCACAGAGACAGAGCGCAGACAGAGAGCACAGAGACAGAGCGGCACAGAGAGCGGCACAGAGACAGAACACAGAGCAACACAGAGACGACACAGAGACAGAGCAGCACAGAGACAGAGCAGCACAGAGACAGAGCGGCACAGAAACAGAGCAACACAGAGACAGAGCAACACAGAGACAGAGCAGCACAGAGACAGAGCGCACAGAGACAGAGCAGCACAGAGACAGAGCAACACAGAGACAGAGCACAGAGAUAGAGCGGCACAGAGACAGAGCAACACAGAGACAGAGCAGCACAGAGACAGAGAGCACAGAGACAGAGCAGCACAGACAGAGCAGCACAGAGACAGAGCAGCACAGAGACAGAGCAGCACAGAUACACAGAGACAGAGCGACACAGAAACAGAGCGACACAGAGACAGAGCGGCACAGAGACAGAGCAACACAGAGACAGAGCGGCACAGAGACAGAGCAACACAGAGACAGAGCAGCACAGAUACACAGAGACAGAGCGACACAGAAACAGAGCGACACAAAGACAGAGCGGCACAGAGACAGAGCAACACAGAGACAGAGCAACACAGAGACAGAGCAACACAGAUGCACAGAGACAGAGCGACACAGAAACAGAGCGGCACAGAGACAGAGCGGUACAGAGAAAGCGGCACAGAGACAGAGCGACACAGAGAGCGAGCAGCACAGAGACAGAGCGACACAGAGACAGAGCGGCACAGAGACAGAGCGGUACAGAGAAAGCGGCACAGAGACAGAGCGACACAGAGAGCGAGCAGCACAGAGACAGAGCGGCACAGAGACAGAGCGACACAGAGAGAGCAGCACAGAGAUUGAGCGGUACAGAGAAAGCGGCACAGAGACAGAGCGACACAGAGACAGAGCAGCACAGAGACAGACCGGCACAGAGACAGCGAGAAAGCGGCACAGAGACAGAGCAGCACAGAGACAGAGCGGCACAGAGACAGAGCAGCACAGAGAAAGCAGCACAGAGACAGAGCGGCACAGAGACAGAGCGGCACAAAGACAGAGCAGCACAGAAACACAGAGACAGAGCGGCACAGAGACAGAGCGGCACAGAGACAGAGCAACACAGAGACAGAGCAGCACAGAGACAGAGCAGCACAGAGACAGAGCAGCACAGAGACAGAGCGGCACAGAAACAGAGAGACAGAGCAACACAGAGACAGAGCAGCACAGAGACAGAGCAGCACAGAGACAGAGCGGCACAGAGACAGAGCGACACAGAGACAGAGCAGCACAGAGACAGAGCGGCACAGAGAGCAACACAGAGACAGAGCAGCACAGAGACAGAGCGGCACAGGGACAGAGCAGCACAGAUAGAGCAGCACAGAGACAGAGCAGCACAGAGACAGAGCAGCACAGAGACAGAGGAGCACAGAAACAUAUCAACACAGAGACAGAGCGGCAUAGAAACAGAGCAACACAGAGACAGAGCAGCACAGAGACAGAGCAACACAGAGACAGAGCAGCACAGAGACAGAGCAACACAGAGACAGAGCAGCACAGACAGAGCGGCACAGAGACAGAGCAGCACAGAGACAGAGCAGCACAGAGACAGAGCGGCACAGAGACAGAGCAACACAGAGACAGAGCGGCACAGAGACAGAGCAACACAGAGACAGAGCAGCACAGAGACAGAGCGGCACAGAGACAGAGCGGCACAAAGACAGAGCAGCACAGAGACAGAGCGGCACAGAGACAGAGCGGCACAGAGACAGAGCGACACAGAGACAGAGCAGCACAGAGACAGAGCGACACAGAGACAGAGCGACACAGAGACAGAGCGGCACAAAGACAGAGCAGCACAGAGACAGAGCGGCACAGAGACAGAGCGGCACAGAGACAGAGCAACACAGAGACAGAGCGACACAGACACAGAACAGCAUAG
This is a messenger RNA of Procambarus clarkii (red swamp crayfish), 3108 nucleotides long. Lineage: Eukaryota; Metazoa; Arthropoda; Malacostraca; Decapoda; Cambaridae. The record is from RefSeq and is a predicted model, not a curated record.